AUUAGCUUCUACUCAUCCGUCCUAAGAACCAAUAACAGCCUACCAAACAGUAUUAGUUUUCUGUUUUUUCCGUUCCGGCUCAUUUACACCGUCAGCAACGACGCCAGCAGAACUGAAACAGGAGUUUCACGGGGUCAGGGAGACAACGCUGUUUUAGUCAUUUUGAACAAAUUGCUCAUCCUGAAGGCCGACCGUCCACGAUGCACGUAAACAGCAUCAUUAUCGCAGUAUUCGUAGCAGUGUUAUUUGCUUUAGAUGCAUAUGCAGCCAGUUAUCCUCCCAACGCCGCCGGUGGAGGAAAAGCAGGUAGCGGAAAGACCCUCCUCAUCAAAUCUGGCCCAUCGAAGAGCGGUGCAGCGGCUGGAGCUAAGCCUGCAGCAGCAAAACCAGCAGCGCCAGCGCCACCUGCCGUCAAACCGGCUCCCGCAAAACCAGCGGCACCAGCACCAAAGGCUCGAGGACCAGAGGCUGCCAAGCCUGCGGUUCCAGUGGCACCGGCACCGCCAAAACCUGCCCCACCAGCACAGGGAUCUGGCGGUUACGAAGUAGAGUACAAUUAUACAGAUAGUGCCUCUGUGUUCCGCUGUUUCUCUUGCUCUAGUGGAUGGAAGAACUGUUCUGGUGAGACGGCUCUGCCAUACCCAGAGAUUGUGGCUCUGGUGCCUUGCCCUCAGACACACUCUUGUUUCGUGAGGCAAGAUAUUAACGGAGAAUACCACCGAGGAUGCGCAGACGGGUUCUUUUCCAAUAUCGAUAUAUUGGGGCGAAAGAUGGAGUACUUGGAAGGGUGCAUAUGGGGAGAGCAAGUGGCUAACUACGGCUCAUUUGUCAAAGCUUGGUGCUUCUGCAACACAGGUGGUUGCAACAUCGAAAGCUUCGCUUCUCUUGGUGGCGAUUCCAUAGAAAGAUCACCAUUGGCGUAG
This is a messenger RNA of Lingula anatina, 923 nucleotides long. RefSeq lists its product as uncharacterized. NCBI's taxonomy places the organism in Eukaryota, Metazoa, Brachiopoda, Lingulata, Lingulida, Lingulidae. The record is from RefSeq and is a predicted model, not a curated record.